This is a messenger RNA of Monopterus albus (swamp eel), 654 nucleotides long. Its product is annotated as lysozyme C-like. The transcript is spliced from 5 exons. Gene Ontology annotation, biological process: defense response to Gram-negative bacterium; defense response to Gram-positive bacterium. Gene Ontology annotation, molecular function: lysozyme activity. Bases 1 to 654 code for a protein of 217 amino acids. The record is from RefSeq and is a predicted model, not a curated record. Lineage: Eukaryota; Metazoa; Chordata; Actinopteri; Synbranchiformes; Synbranchidae.
AUGUCUGCUAUGUUCUCAGAGCCAGAGGUGACAGCUGGAGACAGGAUGAAGACACUUGUGGUGUUUCUGCUGGUGGUGCUGGGCUGCGGUCUGGCUCAAGGGCGGAUUGUGGAUAAAUGUGGCCUGAGGAAACAACUGAUGACAGCAUUUAGUAACAUGACGGAGAUGCUGGGAGGACGCAGCAAGGACAACUUAGUGGCACAGCUCGUCUGUCAUGCAGAGCAGUCGUCAGGUUUCAACACCAGUGCCGUGAACCAGCUGGUCCCCAAGAUGGAAGGUCAUCACCACGAGGAUGACGAGAGCUCUGAGAGGCCCCACCAUCGAGGGCAGCAGCAUCAUAGGCCUCAACGUCACACCCAGCCUCCACUGGGGCAGGUCUGGACGCUCUAUGGCCUUUUCCAGCUCGGCAAUCGCCUGGUUUGUAACGACAGCAUGAUUCAGGACCCCAGCAUCUGUGAGAUACCCUGCAACGACUUGCUUGACGACGACAUAAGUGCUGCUAUCGCCUGCCUGAUGACGGUCCUCAAGAAACCUCACAAACACGACUCCAAGCCGCCCGGCUGCGAUGAGUUAAGAAAGACAAUGAUGAGACUCAUCUUCCAGGGAGAGUGCAGAGACAAACUGGCCUCUGUGUACUUCAAAGAAUGUAGUUAA